AGUAAUGCCAUCCGGAAACGCUGGGCAAGCCUCGUCCUUGGGCCGUCACUUCAAUCCUCGCAACGUGAGUUCAAAGGUGCUUCCGCCGCCACAAAUGCAACACUGAUCCUACCACGGACUGGAGAGCGCGUUAGACGCGCCUUUUCGCUGCCGACGUUAGGAGAUGAUGCUCGCGAAGAAGCUGGGUCACCAGAGGAACGUGAGGGCCUGUUGGGCGCAGAUUCUGACGUGCCAUCACGACCAGCCCAUGAGCCAAAUGCCAUUCUCAAACCCUUCUACCGCUGGCGGGACAAAUCUGUCGAUUUCUGGGCUUCUAAUCUCGGACAGGGUAUAUUCAAGUGCUCUAUAGCCUAUCUUCUAGGAUCUCUGGCUACGUUUCUUCCUUUCGUCUCGACCUUCCUCGGAAAGCAAGAUGGCAAACACGUCGUCGCGACUGUUACGGUCUACUUUCACCCUUCGAGGACAGUGGGCAGCAUGAUCGAAGCAGUUGGCAUUGCUUUGAUCGCCUUUGUGUACGCAGCGUUCGUGUCUUUCACUAGUAUGGCUAUCAGUAUGGCUCUCGGCAAGCGCGAUCUUUUGGUUCUUGGCCAUGCCAUCGUUCUAGUGGUUUUCUGUGCUGGUGGCCUAGGCUUCAUAGGUUGGCUCAAACAACGACUUGGGCAUCCAACCGUCAACGUUGGGUGCAGUCUCGCCUCGCUGGCCAUCAUUACCAUUUUGACUAAGGAAGGAUCCAUUCAAGCUGCCAAGUUUUCUGAGGAUAAGGUAUUCCAGGUCUUACGUAUGGUCCUACUCGGUAUGGCAGCUACCACGACAGUCAAUCUUCUCAUCAAACCCCGUUACGCCAANAAAGAGUUGCAUCGCGACUUUGUCAAGACAACCGAUUUGCUAGGAGACAAACUCAUUGCUAUCACAAGAGCAUUUUUGACCGGUUCAGAGACAGAAAUGCAGGGUGCCGCCUACAAGCAAGUCGAUAAGGAUUGCAAAGCCAACGAAACUUCGAUGAAGAAGAACCUGAUCGAAGCCAAAUACGAGCAUUUUGUGCUGGGCAGAGAAAAGGAAUAUCGCAUCGAGGUCAAGCUUGUCAAAUGUCUGCAAGGGCUCUCUCAGAGUAUCGGCGGUCUUUACAGUGCAGCAAACACGCAGUUCACGCUCAUCAAGUCCUCACCAUAUAUCAAUAGAUCAGACUCGGCAAUGGCAUCAAUGUCAUCGUCUUUCUUGGGCGUCUCACAGCUUGUAGGCGAACCUGGAGAGAUUCGAGGGACUUUGACACCCAUCAGUGAGACUCCCGAGUCGCCAGCCGAUAAGCCGAUCCCAUUCAGUCCCAUAGCUUCAAGCUUCACUAGCAACGCUCCUGAUUCAAGACCUUCCUUGUCGCCUUCUGAUAUGUUCACGACAUUCAUUACCCAAUUAGGACCACCAAUGAAGUCUUUGGCCUGGACUCUGAAGUCGAUUCUGGACGAACUGCCGUUUCAACCUGGGACCGACGAUGUAAUCGCUGUUAAUGUCAAUUUCAGAACAAGUCUUGCUCAGGCCAUUGAGCUGUUCAACAAUGCCAGGAAAGAAGCAUUGUCUACAUUGUACCGCAACAAGGAGAUCACGAAUGCCAAGUCUCUGGAGCGUGUGGCUGAUUUGGAAGAAGUUGCUGCAAGCUGUGGACACUAUGCUGCAGCAAUGGUUGAUUUCGCCGAAGACACACUCAAGUACCUGGAGAUCUUAGAAGAAUUGAAAGAAGAGGUAGAACAGGAAGACCGGACACGUUCCUGGAAUUGGAUGGCCUUCUGGAGAAGACACUCGAGUGACAAGACUGCGAAUGAGGAAGCAGGUCUAUCGCUGGUUCACGAACCCGACGAAGCAUUGACGACUGAUAUCAUCAAGCCUAUCCUCCAAGCGGACACUUUUGCCAGAGCAGGACACAACAUCAAGGAACCGUUCAGCCAUCAAAUCUAUCGCAUGUUCAAGUUCAUCCGACGAGAUGACAUCCGGUUUGCGAUAAAGGUCGGCGUGGGCGCAGCACUCUUCGCUUUACCAUCGUUCAUGGUGUGGUCUCGGCCAUUCUACCAACACUGGCGCGGAGAGUGGGGUCUCGUUUCCUACAUGGUCGUCUGCUCGAUGACGAUAGGAGCCUCCAAUACGACGGGUAUCGAGCGUUUCAUUGGCACAGCCAUGGGUGCUAUACUCGCAAUCGUAGCUUGGAUUGUUUCAGAUGAUAGUCCUUGGCUUCUCGGUUUCUUUGGCUGGCUUAUGUCGCUUGGUUGUUUCUACAUCAUCCUGGUGCAGGGCAAAGGACCCAUGGGACGCUUCAUUCUCCUUACGUAUAACCUGUCUGCUCUAUAUGCAUACUCGCUGUCAGCCAAGGAUAAUGACGACGACGACGAUGAAGGCGGUAUAAACCCCGAGAUCUGGGGAAUCGUACUCCACCGUUUCGUGGCGGUCAUUGCAGGUUGUCUGUGGGGCAUCGUCGUGACCCGAGUCAUCUGGCCCAUAUCAGCUCGUCGCAAGCUCAAAAACGGCAUCUGCCUGCUUUGGCUACGCAUGUCACUGAUCUGGCGCAGAGAUCCGCUGGCUAUGUUCCUGCUCGGCGAGCCCGCAUCAGCAUACAUGGACAUACGCGAGGAAUCUGAACUGCAAACCUUCCUCGCGCAACUGGAAGCACUCCGCAAAGCCGCAGCUUCCGAGUUUGAAUUCCGAGCACCGUUCCCUGACAAGGUGUUUGGCAAGAUCUUGGAGAGGACGAAGCGUAUGCUGGACAACUUUCACGCUAUGAACAUGGUAAUAGCCAAGGAUCUCAAGGCCAGCCCUGGAGAAGCAGAAGUACUUAGGUAUACUCGAGCUGAGAGAUUUGCUCUGUCGGCGAGAAUCAGCCAUUUGUUCUCUGUGUUGGCUAGUUCCGUCAAGCUAGAGUAUCCGCUCAACGAUGUGUUGCCCAAUAUCGAUCACACAAGAGACCGACUGUUGGCGAGGAUCUUCGAGUUCAGAAGGGAUAGUGACAAGGCUUCUCUUGCCACUGAGGAGGACUAUGAGUUGUUGUAUGCUUAUGGUGAGUCUGACCGA
Molecule: messenger RNA, 3051 nt
Organism: Aureobasidium vineae
Lineage: Eukaryota; Fungi; Ascomycota; Dothideomycetes; Dothideales; Saccotheciaceae
Source: the annotation of a GenBank genome assembly